GCGCACGGGGGCGGCAGGCGGGAGGCCGCCAAGAUGGCGGCGGCGGCAGCCGUGGCCGGGCGGGGAGCGCUGAGGGGGCCGCUGGGGACGCCGCCGCCCGUCCUCCGCAGGGGCCUGGCCACGCCGUCGGGCCCGCGGAGCGUCCGCCAGCUGAGGGAGGCCGAGGAGGCCGCCCCCAUCUUCCAGUACGCGGGGAAGUCGGCCAGGCGGAAGGACCGCGUCUUCGUCUGGGGCUUCUGCUACUCGGGUGCCCUGGGCGUCCCCAGCUUCGUGAGGCCGGACGCGGGCUGGAAGAAGCCGCGGCGGAUCCAACCCACGCCCUACCGGCUGGAGACGGCGGAGAAGAUAUCGUCUGCUGCCUGUGGUUAUGGAUUCACGCUGCUGUCCUCUAAGACCACGGACAUCACCAAAGUGUGGGGCAUGGGGUUGAACAAGGAUUCCCAGCUUGGAUUUCAGAGAAGCGUAAGAGAUCGAACUAAGGGCUAUGAAUAUGUCUUGGAACCAUCUCCAAUUCCAUUACCAUUGGAGAAGCCGCAGCAAACUCGAGUCUUGCAGGUGUCCUGUGGGAGAGCACAUUCCCUGAUCCUGACAGACAACGAGGGAGUUUUUACCAUGGGGAACAAUUCUUAUGGACAGUGUGGCCGGAAGGUUGUUGAAGAUGAAACCUACAGUGACAGUCAUCUAAUACAUCAGCUGAAUGAGUUUGACAGCAGAGUUGUCCAGGUUGUGUGUGGGCAGGACCACAGUCUGUUUAGAACCAAGAAGGGUACGCUCUACGCGUGCGGAUGGGGAGCUGAUGGGCAAACAGGUCUUGGACACUACAACAUCACCAGCGUUCCUACCAAGCUACAUGGUGACAUUGCUGGGGUAAACAUUAUCCAGGUCUCUUCCUAUGGAGACUGUUGUCUGGCUGUUUCAGAUGAAGGAGACAUCUUUGGUUGGGGAAAUUCAGAAUACUUGCAGUUGGCCUCUGUCACAGAAACAACACAGGUCAAUGUUCCCAGACAUUUGCCGUUCAAGAUUGGGAAGAUAAAGGAGGCUGCAUGUGGAGGGACUGGCAAUGUUGUGCUGACAGAAGAAGGAAAUGUUUUUGUCUGGGGAUAUGGAAUUCUUGGGAAAGGCCCAAGCAUAAUAGAGACAGCAGUGCCAGAGAUGAUCCCACCCAGCCUUUUUGGCUGGUCAGUCUUCAAUCCGGAUGUCCGUGUUGCUCAUGUUCGCUGUGGACUCAGCCAGUUUGCGGCACUUACAAACAGAGGAGAACUGUUUGUAUGGGGCAAGAAUCUAAGAGGGUGUCUGGGAAUUGGAAGAAUGGAAGACCAGUAUUUCCCAUGGAGGGUGACUGUACCCGGUGAGGUGGUGGAUGUUGCCUGUGGAGUUGAUCAUAUGGUAAGCAUGGUUAAGUCUUUCACCUAGUGAUAUUGCUGGGCCUCAGCGCUGUGUGAAGAUGAGGGGACUUGGCGACAAGCUUCUUGGAAAGGAAGACUUAUUCCGUGAAGCCAAGCAAGAAACGACUGUGAGCAGAGACAGCCAUAGCUGUGCCUGGGUGUGUUGCCAUCUCUGCACCACUGAAACACUCUGGCCUGGCUGCAGGAGCAAUGUACAUUCCCUGAGGAGAGUGGACAUGCAGGGAGUGCGCUGGCUGGUUCAUGAUGAGCUCCCACGUAGCCUGAGGCCCAGCCCACAGCUGGUGAGGCCCUCGUGUGUGUAAGGAUGAAAAGCAUCUUCCUCAGGGAAAACUGGCACAAGGUGAAAGCUGUAGCAAGGGACAUUCAUUGGAUGCUUUCCUGGGCACCAGCUCUGGGGUCAGCCAAACUGUCUCUCAAGGGAAAGGGUUUUUUAAUAACUAUUUCUUCUUAUGUGGAAGAGAAGUCAUGCUGGCUGUUGGCAGUGUCCGCCACCGGCUGCGCUCUGCUCGGGCUGCUCUUCCUUGCGGAAGCUGGAGGUGGCCAGGGGUUUGGAGGUAGUGGUGCGCUAGCAGGGGAAGGAGUGUUAGUGGGCAAGAGGCAGAGCCUUGUUUCUUGGUACUUUCUUAGCAGAGAAGUUGCGGUGAGUGCGUUUAGGACACAGUAGGCUGCUGGAGGUGGGGUGCAACAGCUGUGUGUACCUGUAGCAGGCACUUCCCAAAUCUCAUACUGAAGUGUGGGAAACUGCCUCCUGUGAAAUACUCCAAACAUCAGGCAGAGUUGUAUCAUUUUUUUUGUGUGGGGGAUACUUCUACUGUGUAAAUUAUUUUGGCAAAAAUCCAAGCUGUAAUGUUUUUAAUAAAGUGGUAAUGGAAAUA
This is a messenger RNA of Phalacrocorax carbo (great cormorant), 2281 nucleotides long. Lineage: Eukaryota; Metazoa; Chordata; Aves; Suliformes; Phalacrocoracidae. The record is from RefSeq and is a predicted model, not a curated record.